GGAGACUUCCCCCCUCCGGCACAAUUCGUGCUUGUCCGCAGAGUAAGGCAUGCUCUAAGCCGUGUCUUGUCCCCCAUCCCACCCACCAUGGUUCCGACAACAGAAUCCUCUCCCCUCCUCCCCCAGCAUCGCCCGGCUGCCUCCAAUACGUCACCGCGAGGAGCCCGUCCCCCGCGAACAGUGACUUUCAACCCAUUGGCGACAGUCAGUACAUACCAUGAUACCACCUCCGCAGACCCUACCUUCAGACCGCUACAUUCCGCCUCCUCGUCCGCUCCGCAUUCUCAGGAAACUCAAUACCGUCCGACUGGGCUCUCCGCCCUGAAUAGCAAGCUCCGGAGACGCAACAGCCAUGGAGCUCCCUUCAGCACCGCCAACCCUUCGAUUGCUGCAGCUCCCAAGGUCGGACCUCAGAGAACAACGAAGAAGGCACAGAAGCUCAAGCUCCUUCCCGAUCCCAUCGCUGCUGAGGAGGAGUCCAACGAGGAUGAUUUCCCGUCCGAUGUCUACUCGCAGAUUGCCCGAAUCAAAGAACCCACGGCCAGGAGUCAUGCGGCGCGCUUAGGAAAGGCAGACAGGGAUCGAUUGCCGCGAGUGACAGCUUACUGCACGGCCAAUUCGUAUCGACUAGAAGGCAUCAUCCGGUUUCUCAAAUCCCGCUCGAAAACCCGCGGAGCCAAUCCAAAGCUCUACGACGAGUGCGUCUAUUCUCCAUACGACUACGAUUAUGAGGAAAAGCAGAAGAGCACAUGGGUCGCUACCAACAAUGGUCUCAAUCUUUCGGAUAGCCGUCUUCCUCAACGUCCGUCCGGUGAACGCAGGUUCUCAGACAGUGUGGUUGAAGUUCAGGAUAACAGUGUUCGACGGGAGGACCUCAUUGACCUGCAAGACUCUGUAUCUCAUCCAACCGACAUUGAGGAAGUUGCUAGGAGCGCCGUGUCGGAGCAUCAGGGGGAAGCGCAUCCCGAUUUCGACACGACAAUCCAUACCCCCGAAGUAUUUCUCUUUGACUACGGGACAGUUGUUAUAUGGGGCAUGUCUCCUGCUCACGAGUCACGAUUUUUGUCGGAUAUCUCCAAAUUCGCGACCUCCAUUCUGAGUUCCGAAGACACGCAGGUAGAGAACUUCAAUUUCUACUAUGCUCGCGAGUACCAGGCUCGGAUAUACAAUGAUUUCAUUUCGCUGCGUGACCCUCGAAACCACAUGAUCAAGCUCACGAUUUCCCAUGCACUGGCCCAGUCUGUCAAGACCUCAUUAUUCGAAGAUCUCGUCUCCGAGACCAUCUCCAACACCGCGCCUCUGCCCGCCCAGAUCGCCCAAACCGGCAGCGUCAAUCUCACGAGACGCCAGAUUAACAUGCAAGUCGGCGAACUAUUCAUCCUUAGAAUCAACAUCCAUCUUCAGGGCUCCGUCCUAGACAGUCCAGAGCUGAUGUGGGCCGAGCCCCAGCUCGAACCGGUCUAUCAGGCUGUCCGCAGCUACCUCGAGAUGGACCAGCGCGUGAGUCUCCUGACGGAACGACUGGACGUGAUAGCAGAUCUUCUUGCGGUCUUGAAAGACCAACUAACUCACCGCCACGGUGAGUACCUGGAAUGGAUCGUCAUUGUCCUUAUCGCCGCCGAGAUUCUCGUUGCCGCCAUCAACAUCCUGGUCGACCUCUACGCUGGCGUGGAAUAAACGUUUUAUUUUCUUCUUUUUAGCCUUCAAAGAUCUACCUACCCCUGCAGUCUGAUGGUCAAUUCCUCCCCCCCUCCCCCCAAGGCCGGCCUUGAACUUGUCUUGUCCAUCCAUAUAUGGAGUGUCUGUGUUGCUUUUGCAUUUGCUUUUUUUUUUUCUUAUUUUCUCUCGAUUCCGGGACUGGAGUUAAGGGGUAGCAGAGUGGGAAACCCUUGCAUCGCCAUGGACAAGGCUCGCGUGAUAGCUGUAUACAUACUUUGCCAUUGUCAUAUCCUAGGCGCAGUUUCGGUGGUUGCUCAAACACAC
Molecule: messenger RNA, 1983 nt
Organism: Aspergillus heteromorphus CBS 117.55
Lineage: Eukaryota; Fungi; Ascomycota; Eurotiomycetes; Eurotiales; Aspergillaceae
Product: YagE family protein
Exons: 2
Coding region: 88-1677 (529 amino acids)
Source: RefSeq, a predicted model, not a curated record